This is a messenger RNA of Hymenoscyphus albidus, 1154 nucleotides long. Lineage: Eukaryota; Fungi; Ascomycota; Leotiomycetes; Helotiales; Helotiaceae. The record is from the annotation of a GenBank genome assembly.
AUGGGUUACUACGAUGAAGAUGGUAAGUUCCUCUCUCAGUACUAUUAUUCCCUCCAUUCCCAAAAACUCAACGGGGGCUACACGCAGGGCACUAUCACUCGUUCCGUCACGGCCUCCAACGUGCUGCCGACCGUGUCUUAGGCCGUCAUCACCAUCACCAUGAUCACCAUGGCCAUCGUCAUGAGGAGCGAAUUGUUCGCGUCCGCCAUGAUUAUCCACAUGUUGAACGUAGUGAGGAGAAGAUUGAGCUAACAGCGGGUCCAGCAUCAGCACGCGCUGCUCCCGCCGUCGCCCCCGAGCCAGCUUCCUACACCCCCAACACCGUCACCAUCCCAUGCCACCACAUCCGAGUCGGAGACCUCUUGAUCCUUCAAGGUCGCCCUUGCCAAGUCAUCCGUAUCACCACCUCCUCGGCCACCGGUCAACACAGAUACUUGGGUGUCGACCUCUUCACCAAGCAAUUGCAUGAAGAGUCCUCAUUCAUCGCCAACCCAAGCCCAAGUGUCGUCGUCCAAACCAUGCUCGGCCCAGUCUUCAAGCAAUACCGUGUUCUUGAUCUCCAAGAUGGUACCGGUAAGUAGUUAUCCACCUCAUCCUCAUUGGAUAUCUCACUGACAUCUUAUUCAGUUGUUGCCAUGACUGAGACUGGUGAUGUCAAGCAAGCCAUCCCUGUCAUUGACCAAUCCAAGCUUUGGCAACGUCUCAAGGAUGCCUUCGACUCUGGUCGUGGCUCCGUCCGCGUCAUGAUCUUGGCUGAUCACGGCAGCGAGUUGGCGGUUGACAUGAAAGUUAUCCACGGUUCUCGUUUGUGAUUUUCUUCCACAUUCUUUUCUUUUGCCUAUCAUAGCGUGAGGUCAAUCUUUUCACAAUGUUUCAUCUGUGAACGGGUUUCUUUUUCAAAAAAGAACUUCUAGUUUCAUACGCAGUUUGGGAUCUUUACAAAGUACGAACAUGAUGGAAAUUUGACUGAAUGGUUUUGGGGGGCCUUGUAUAAUGGUGAAAAUGAACUGGGACGAUGGAUAAAUUUGCUUUUUUUUUUAUGGGGGGAAUUAGUUGGUUUCAUGAUCUUUGAUGUUUUUUCUUCCUUUUUUGCAACUCUUGUACCCCAUUGGCUUGACUCUCUCUUUGGUGUGUUUGGUCAAUGGUGGCUUGCU